AUGGGUCACCAGCAGCUCUACUGGAGCCACCGGCGAAAAUUCGGCCAGGGUUCCCAUUCUUACCGCUUGUGCUCAAACCAGAAAUACGGCCUCAGUGUGUGCCGUCAGUGUUUCCGUAGGUAUGUGAAGGAUAUCGGCUUCAUCAGGCUGGACUAA
This is a messenger RNA of Echinops telfairi (small Madagascar hedgehog), 156 nucleotides long. Its product is annotated as 40S ribosomal protein S29-like. Gene Ontology annotation, molecular function: zinc ion binding; structural constituent of ribosome. The record is from RefSeq and is a predicted model, not a curated record. NCBI's taxonomy places the organism in Eukaryota, Metazoa, Chordata, Mammalia, Afrosoricida, Tenrecidae. Gene Ontology annotation, cellular component: cytosolic small ribosomal subunit. Bases 1 to 156 code for a protein of 51 amino acids. The transcript has a single exon.